Messenger RNA from Pelmatolapia mariae (spotted tilapia), 903 nucleotides. RefSeq lists its product as uncharacterized. The record is from RefSeq and is a predicted model, not a curated record. Lineage: Eukaryota; Metazoa; Chordata; Actinopteri; Cichliformes; Cichlidae. Gene Ontology annotation, biological process: signal transduction. Bases 365 to 784 code for a protein of 139 amino acids. The transcript is spliced from 3 exons. Gene Ontology annotation, molecular function: protein binding.
UCCUUCAAGUGUAAAGUAUAUCUGAAUGCUAAUAUCACUGAUAUUAUGGAAGCUACUGCUCAAAAAAUAAAUGUAGAAUUCAGUUUUAGCACAUUACAGUUAGGGGGUUUUGAGGUUUGAAGUGGAAGAUUCACUGUGGCAGCUGUUAGUGUCACAAGGUGGUCACAGAGUGACUAAUGUUUAACAAGUGAGUAUGUUGAUUUUAAAUCUCCAGAGUAACACUCAAACACGCUCUACUUUAACAUACUGUACCUCAGGGAAGGUGACUAAAAUCUCUUAUCUUUUAUCUUUUGCGCAAAAUCAUUAAACCAGACCUGAAGACAGAUAUUGGGUGCGCAGUGCUGACCUUUUGGAGUUUUUGAUAAUGCCCAACAAAGCCCAGGAGGAUGCUGUGAUCAAUCUAAAGACGCUGCAGGAGAUUUCCAGGCAGCUUGGUUUUGAGUGGACAGUUUUGGCAUAUGAGCUCGGCUUCAACAGAACUGAGAUAGGACGCUUCCACGCCAGCUCUACAGAGAAGAGUGUCCAGGCCAAGGCCAUGCUGGAAAGCUGGUACGAGAAGUCAUGGGACAAGCCAAAUAAGACCAAGCUGCUGCAAGACGGACUGGAGCGAGCUGGCAGACGGGACCUGGCUGAGAGACUGCACUGCCUCCACUGGGGUCACCAGAAACUGAGUCAAAGGGUGGAGCUUCCCUCUGCCUUCCCCUUCCUCAUCACAGUCCACAGGACCAUCGACAACCGAGACGCACUACGUAAAAUCAACGACCUAAGUCGUAGAUUUACUUAAACCUGGGUGGAAACGCAAGUAGCUGCGGCUAUGUCUGUGAUUUGUGUUCUACGUGUGCAUAUGUGAUACUGCAAAGAAGCAAACGGACUCAGAGUCAAUUAACCAACAAAUCAUGAUAU